AUGAAAUAUUUUUAUAACUUUAGUUAUUCUAAAUUAAUUGGAAGAUUCAAUUAUGAUGCUAUUAGUAAAUUUAUUGAUAAAUAAUAUAAGGGAUAAUCUAGGAAUAUCUGUAUAAACUCUAUUUAAAUUAUAGAAAAAAACUGCGAAGAGAUAUUCUAAAAAAAGAAAAGAAGCAAGUUAAUAAUCUAGAUUGUCAGAUUUAGAUGAAGAUGAAGAUAUAUUGUAAGAAAUUUAGGAAUAGGAAAAAUAACAAAGAGAGAAAUGGAAAAAGAAUUAAAAAAAGAUAAGAAAAAAAAAAUAAAAAAUCCAAAGAUCAUAUAUGA
This is a messenger RNA of Paramecium primaurelia, 323 nucleotides long. Lineage: Eukaryota; Ciliophora; Oligohymenophorea; Peniculida; Parameciidae. The record is from the annotation of a GenBank genome assembly.